Molecule: messenger RNA, 1212 nt
Organism: Caenorhabditis briggsae
Lineage: Eukaryota; Metazoa; Nematoda; Chromadorea; Rhabditida; Rhabditidae
Gene: Cbr-ddl-3
Product: Protein CBR-DDL-3
Exons: 7
Coding region: 1-1212 (403 amino acids)
Biological process (GO): mitochondrial respiratory chain complex III assembly
Cellular component (GO): mitochondrial inner membrane
Molecular function (GO): protein binding
Source: RefSeq, a predicted model, not a curated record
AUGCUGCCCUCAUCCAUAUCGAAAUUGUGCAGCGCUGCCGCUCGUUCGAGCUCAACAGCCGCUUUUUUCUCGUCUGGAGCAUCGAAUCCACGUGGCAGACGUGGACAAGAAAGAAGACAGCAUCAAGAGCAACGAUACAGUGGUGAUAAAACCAAUGGGGGAGGAAGAGGAGGUGGACGAUGGGCGAAAUAUGGGAAAUCAGCGACAACUGGGACCACUGCAGUACUCGCGUUGUCGUGGAUGACCACUAUCAAAGAUGUAUUGGGAAUUGAAAAGGUUCAAUUGGAUACGGAUCCGUUGAAGGAGAAGGUUAUACAGUCCUGGCUCUACCGGAAACGUCGUCAAUACGACGACGCGAUUCAAGUUCUUCAACUGGCGUUAGAAGAAGCUGAAGAGCGAAAAGAGGAGCUUCCAAUCACUCGAGUCUACGAUGAAAUGGCCAAUACCUACUAUGAAAAAUUGAAUUUCGACGAAGCGGACAAAUAUUUUCGAAUUGUCAUUCAGCGUCUCGUUGCGCUACACGGCAAAAAGGAUUUCGAUCCGGAAUUCAUCGGCGUCUCACUGAAGCUAGCUGAUAUUUUGGCGCAUAAAGGCGAUUUGGAGAGUGCGGAGAGCGGUUUCAAACAUUGUGUUCGGCGGCAAAUGAGAGUUAUGGAGGAGCAUAUGAAGAAGUUUAGUGUUGCUCACGGAGCCCUGGUCGAGGAUCGUCAUACUGUAGACACUUAUGGUGCCGUCUAUACUGAUCCGAUUGCUCUUUUCGGGAUGACUCUGGAAGCCUAUGCCAACUUUUUGAUCAAUUAUUGCGAAGAGAAUCGAUUGGCCGAGGCGGAGGAGUAUAUGGAUGAGGUGAUGAAGAUUUCGUAUCAGAUCUACGGAGCCAGCUCGGGACACACGAUCAAUAUGCUGAACAAUUUCGGAGCAACGUUGGUGCUCAAAAAUCGAUUCGAAUUGGCGAAAAAGUACCUAUCAAUUGGUGUGGAUCGUAUUCUCUAUGUGAAUGAAUGUGCUCAUAUGCUGCCUGGAUAUUACUGUAACUACGCGGAAGCUCUUUUCCAUACAGGGCAAAAGGAAGAAGCAGCGGAAUACGCUCGAAAAGCGGUCCAAAUGUCGCGAAGCGGUGAUGAGCGUCUUCGAAAAUACACUCAACAAUUUUUGAAGGAUCUCGAGAAGGAUUUGAAUAAGGGAAAACCCAAAUCGUGGUGGUUCUUCUAG